Molecule: messenger RNA, 1353 nt
Organism: Aspergillus terreus NIH2624
Lineage: Eukaryota; Fungi; Ascomycota; Eurotiomycetes; Eurotiales; Aspergillaceae
Product: NAD(P)/FAD-dependent oxidoreductase
Exons: 1
Coding region: 1-1353 (450 amino acids)
Cellular component (GO): mitochondrion
Molecular function (GO): FAD binding; sulfide:quinone oxidoreductase activity
Source: RefSeq, a predicted model, not a curated record
AUGAUGCGAAAUGGCACGAGAAUCCAUGCCUUUACAAGGCAGUUUGUCGUCCCCACGUUGCCUGUCACUUCAGCACGACACCUCUCUACAUCAACAACCCCGGUGACUUCUGCGACGCGAGAUCACAAGGUCGUUGUAGUGGGAGGCGGUACGGCCGGCCUGACUAUCAGUCACCAACUUCUCCGGUCGGGCAGGUUCGCACAAGAUGAGAUUGCUGUCAUCGACCCGGCAACAUGGCACCACUACCAACCUGGAUGGACUCUGGUGGGCGGUGGCCUGAAGACCAAGGAGGAGCUACGACGCCCGCUAGGCGAUCUGGUCAGCCCGAAACUGAGAUACUACAAUCAGCCCGUCUCGACAUUUUCGCCGGAGGACAAUCUUGUCACACUGGGCAACGGAGACAAGAUCGGAUACAGCCAGCUUGUCGUUGCGCCGGGCAUCAAGAUCGACUAUAAGAGCAUCAAGGGGUUGCCCGAUGCUCUUGCAGACCCUAGCUCUCUCGUAUCAACCAUAUAUGGCUACGAGACCUGUGACAAGGUCUUUCAAACCAUUGAAAAGCUCAAAAGGGGCACAGCCAUUUUUACCCAACCUACCGGGGUGAUCAAGUGCGCCGGAGCACCGCAGAAAGUGAUGUGGCUUGCGUGGGACUACUGGAGGCGUGCAGGCUUGUACAAUCCGACGGGUGAUUCACCGAUCAAGAUCGGAUUUGCAACUGGUCUCCCUACGAUGUUCGGCGUCCCCAAGUACAGCGUGGAGCUCGACAAGUUGCGGCAAGAGCGCGGCGUCGAAGCGUACUUCCAACACGACCUGGUCGCCAUUGACGGCAAUACCGCGACUUUCGCCCGGCCCGAUGGACAGGAACAGGUCACGAAGAAGUUCGACUUGUUGCAUGUUGUGCCAAAGAUGGGACCUCACGCAUUCGUCAAGGACAGCGCUCUGGCAAACGAUGCAGGGUUCGUUGACGUGGAUGCCAGCACUACUCGCCACGUUAAAUACCCCAAUGUUUGGUCUGCCGGGGAUGCGUCCAGUAUGCCUACUUCAAAGACAGCGGCAGCAAUCACCUCACAAGCACCAGUGCUAGUCCACAACUUGCUAGUCACUAUGGAUGGAAAGGAUCCAAAUUCAUCCUACGACGGGUAUACGUCUUGUCCGCUGGUGACGGAGUACGGCAAAGUGCUCCUUGCUGAAUUCAAGUACGGUGGAGAGCCAAAAGAGACGUUCAGUUGGAUGGGAAUUGACCAGAAGACGCCUCGCCGUGCGUUCUAUCAUCUGAAGAAGGACUUCUUCCCAUGGGUGUACUACAAAUCGAUGGUCAAGGGGACUUGGGGCGGCCCCAAGGGCUGGAUCAAAUAA